UCACAAAAAAGAUAUCUACCUAUAUGUUAGUAAGCACAUUUUUUUAAAGAGUGUGUAGCAUUAUAUGAUUGCAGCCCUUCAUUUUUGCUUUAUAUUCAGUACCUGUAUUAUUAUCUCUUUGUUACAUUUAUAGCAUGCCAGUGUUUCGAAUAUGGAGCAGUAAUCGUAAAACAAGGAAGACGGUUGCAUGUGAGACAGAUAUAGACAGUCUUUUGCAAAAAGCAAAGGAUAAACUUUGUGUUGUCUCAAGAUCGGCCCGCCUUGUGUUGGAGGCUUGUGGAAGCCUCAUAGAAGACAAUGAAGUGUUAGAAGAAGUGAAAAAUGAAGUUUUACUCCUGUUAACUGAUGAUGAAGAGUAUUCACCAUCCAGCAGCAAGUUACUCGUACAUGGUGGUACUGCACACCAAGAACAAUACACAUCAACUGCUAGUACCAGUACUUCUGCUCCACAGCAAGGUGAACAGGACACACCAAUUGCCACUAGUUCUGCUGCACACCAAGGAGACACACUGGCAGACAUAAGCAACAAUUCAGCUUCUUCGGUUGAAGCUCCUGCAGGUGACAGUCCAGAUGCCACACCUCAACGGCCAUCUACUUUAAUAGCAGAUCCACCUCUGCCUGAACUGUCAGGGGCGACGAAAGCGAUGCUACUAGAGCCUACCUGUUCCCGAAAAGUGUGGCUACAGCUGAUUGAAGAGACAAAAAAUUAUUAUCUAAAGUUUUAUCCCUUGAUUGAAUCAAAUCCUAUGGGGACAUACAAAGCAAUUGGAAUGAAGAUGGUGUCUGCUUAUCCAUCCAUCAAGCGUGAAGGCUUGUUUCCAUGGAGUCAGUUUACUAGGGCCCUCAGUCAGAGCAUUCGAACUGAGCGUUAUAAACAGAAGAGAAAGAGCAUGCCUCAUGUACAACAUGCUCAUCCAGCCCCCAAAAGAUUUGCUUUGGGUAGGAAGCAGUUUACCACUAUAGAGAAUCAAGAACGUGAGCUGACCGAAGACGAAUUCGUGAGGCACACCAAAGAACUUUGCCAGGAAAUGAAAAAGAAAAAUCUUAACACUGAGCAUAUAAAUAUGCUUUUAACUGCUACAAUGGUGAACCGACAAAGUGGAUAUCAACACUUCCUGGUGGACUCAUCUCACCAAUAUUGA
This is a messenger RNA of Eriocheir sinensis (Chinese mitten crab), 1142 nucleotides long. RefSeq lists its product as uncharacterized. Bases 135 to 1142 code for a protein of 335 amino acids. The record is from RefSeq and is a predicted model, not a curated record. NCBI's taxonomy places the organism in Eukaryota, Metazoa, Arthropoda, Malacostraca, Decapoda, Varunidae. Gene Ontology annotation, biological process: apoptotic process. The transcript is spliced from 4 exons.